CCGGGCUUUCGAAAAUAUCUUGUAAACUUUCAGAACCUCACCAAACUCAUCUCGUACUGACCUCAAAACAUCACGACAAUGAAACAAGUCGUCAACUUCGCCGGCUCGGAAGUCAAAACCAAAAUUGUAGACGCACCCAUCCCCGAGCCUAGCGCCAAGCAAGUCCUCAUCAAAGUCGUCGUCUCCGGCUCCAACCCUAAGGACUGGAAAGCGCCUGAAUAUGGAGCUGCAUACGAUGGUCCUGACGAUGGUUCAUUCAUGGCGAGGUCAAGAGCUGGUGUGAACCAAGGUGAUGACAUUGCGGGGAUAGUGGAGAAAGUCGGCGCGGAUGUGAUUGAAUUCAAGAAAGGAGACCGUGUCGCAGCUUUCCAUGAGAUGGGAUAUCCUGGAGGUUCGUACGCAGAGUAUGCACUUGCGUGGGACUGGACUACUUUUCACAUUCCCCCCGGGAAAUCUUUUGAAGAAGCUGCAACAAUACCUCUUGCGGCCCUCACCGCUGCUGUAGCAUUGUUUCGCAAUCUCAAACUCCCUACACCCUGGAAUCCCGCGACUGCAUCUACACCUUUUGUGGUGUACGGUGCGAGUACGGCUGUCGGCUCAUAUGCUGUCAAGCUUGCACGCAAUAGCAAUAUCCAUCCAAUUAUUGCAAUUGCAGGAAAGGGUACUCACUACGUCAAGACGCUUCUUGAUAGCACCAAAGGCGAUGCAGUCUUUGACUACCGCGAUGGUGCUGACGAAACAAUAAGCCAGAUUCGCACACACCUGGAGGCCGGAAACUACGGUGAAGUGCGGCACGGACUUGACCCGGGCAUUGGACGUGCGAGUCAAAAGGUGUUGACGGAGAUCGUCACGCCUGAUGGAGCGAUCAACCUUGUCAUGCCAAGUGAUACGGAGGUUGGGUCUGCGACCAAGACUACGACUUCGGUAGGCGUCGUACAUAAUACGGACAAUGGGGGUCAUGGGGCGGACGCUUGCGAUCUGGGUUUGGUAACGUGUCGCUGGUUCACGAAGGCGUGGCAGGCAGGGACAUUCGAAGGGCAUCCGUUUGAAGUAAAGCCCGGAGGCCUGGAAGGCGUGGAUCAAGCGUUGAAAGACUUGAAGGACGGGAAGCAGAGUGCUGUAAAAUAUGUUUUCCGUAUUGCGGAUACGCCUGGACUUUAGGAUGAGGUAGCUUGCGUAAACGACUUCGAACUUUCCAUCCUUAACUCCAGGCAUAUGUACGCAACCUCUACCAAGAUGCUCGCUCGAUGCUUCUUCUAAACGCACCGAGGCGGCUUGUCCCUUUUAAGUAUUAAAAUCAGAGUAUAGCCCAAUUUGGUAGUUGGGCUAAGG
Aspergillus ibericus CBS 121593 is the source of this 1332-nucleotide messenger RNA. RefSeq names its product zinc-binding alcohol dehydrogenase family protein. Gene Ontology annotation, molecular function: oxidoreductase activity, acting on NAD(P)H. The record is from RefSeq and is a predicted model, not a curated record. The transcript has 3 exons. The coding region runs from base 79 to 1161 and encodes 360 amino acids. Lineage: Eukaryota; Fungi; Ascomycota; Eurotiomycetes; Eurotiales; Aspergillaceae.